Diospyros lotus (date-plum) is the source of this 3989-nucleotide messenger RNA. RefSeq names its product pentatricopeptide repeat-containing protein At5g27270. Bases 269 to 3556 code for a protein of 1095 amino acids. NCBI's taxonomy places the organism in Eukaryota, Viridiplantae, Streptophyta, Magnoliopsida, Ericales, Ebenaceae. The transcript is spliced from 8 exons. Gene Ontology annotation, molecular function: protein binding. The record is from RefSeq and is a predicted model, not a curated record.
UGGAGGGGGAUGUCAAGUUUGAGCCCUCACCUCCGAUUUUAUCUGUUUCUUGAAACAUGAGUGCAUGAUGCUGCUGUCGUUUAAUAUCAUAUCUUGGCAGGUUCGACACUAGGGCCGAGGUUGUCCAAAGAUCUUUGUUUAUUCCGGUGUUCGCUGCCGUUAUCUUCCCUAGUAGCUGUAGAUAUCUUCUUCUUCGUCUCCAAAUCCAUUGUCCAUGGCACUGAGGCCUCGCUGCUCUUGAAAUCCCCUCCUUUUGGAACCCCAAUCCAUGGAAGCAGCCCUGAGUUCCUCCUUCACCCCCACUUUCCACGCCAUCCCAUACCCAAAUCCCCCCAGAAACCCCAACCCAAAACCCACUCCCAUCUUCCUCUGCUCUGCCACCCGACCAGACCCUUGGACUCUCAGCGAUGGCAACAACAACAACCUUAACAAACCCAAACCCAAGUCUAAGAACCCCAAAAACCCUCUCUCCGACGACAACGCCCGCCGCAUCAUCAAGGCCAAGGCCCAGUACCUGAGCGUCUUGCGGCGCAACCAGGGCUCGCACGCCCAAACCCCCAAAUGGAUCAAGCGGACUCCCGAGCAGAUGGUUAGGUACCUUGAAGAUGAUAGAAAUGGCCAUUUGUACGGUAAGCAUGUUGUCGCCGCCAUUCAAACGGUUCGGAGCCUCUCUGGGAAGCCGGAUGGGUCGUACGAUAUGAGGAGAGUGAUGGGUUCUUUCGUCGCCAAGCUUACCUUCAAGGAGAUGUGCAUUGUGCUCAAGGAGCAGAAGGGUUGGAGGCAAGCGAGGGACUUCUUUGCCUGGAUGAAACUUCAGUUGAGCUACCGGCCCAGUGUCAUUGUGUAUACAAUUCUUCUGCGAAUAUAUGGCCAAGUUGGCAAAAUCAAACUUGCUGAACAGACCUUCCUGGAGAUGCUCGAGGCUGGAUGUGAACCAGAUGAGGUUGCAUGUGGUACAUUGCUGUGUGCAUAUGCCAGAUGGGGACGCCACAAGAGUAUGCUAUCUUUUUAUUCUGCCAUAGAAGGGAGGGGGAUCAUGCUCUCUAUUCCAGUUUUCAAUUUCAUACUCUCAUCUUUACAAAAGAAGUCACUCCAUGGAAAUGUUAUAGAUUUAUGGAAGCAAAUGGUUCACAAAGGGGUUCUGCCUAACCAUUUUACUUAUACUGUUGUCAUUAGCUCAUUUGUGAAAGAAGGUCUACCUGCAGAAGCCUUUAAGGUGUUUAAUGAAAUGAAGAAUCUGGGUCUUGUACCUGAGGAGGUAACUUACAGCUUGCUUAUCAGUUUAAGCUGCAAAAAGGGUAACCAGGAUGAAGCACUCAGACUCUACGAAGACAUGAGAUUGCAACGAAUAGUUCCUAGUAAUUACACGUGUGCUUCUCUGCUAACACUGCAUUAUAAAAGUGGAGAUUAUCAUAAAGCCGUUUCCCUGUUUUCUGAAAUGGAAAGGCACAAAAUUGCUCCAGAUGAAGUCAUAUAUGGCUUACUUAUUCGGAUAUAUGGCAAACUUGGUCUUUAUGAAGAUGCCCAGAGGACAUUUAAAGAGAUUGAGAAGUUGGGCCUACUUAGUGAUGAGAAAACUUAUAUAGCAAUGGCUCAAGUCUAUCUCAGUUCUGGAGCUUGUGAUAAGGCUUUGAGUACUAUGGAACAGAUGAAGAGUAGAAAUAUUUGGUUUUCUAGAUUUGCUUAUAUUGUCUUAUUGCAAUGUUAUAUAAUGAAGGAAGAUUUAGUUUCUGCUGAACUUAUGUAUCAGGCUUUACUGAAGACUGGAAGCCCUGACACUGGUUCUUGCAAUAACAUGCUUGAAUUGUACACGAGACUGAGCCUAAUUGAAAAGGCCAAGGAUUUUGUGAUUCAUAUAAGAAAAGAUAAAGUCAAAAUUGACCCGGAACUUCUCAAGAACAUCCUUAAAUUAUAUUGCAGGGAAGGAAUGUUAAGAGAUGUGGAACAUUUGGUGGAAGAAACGAGUGCAAGUGGACUCUUUGAGAACUCUAAGUUCAUGCAAAUAUUUUAUAUGUUGAUGCAUGGAGAAUCAAGGGGAUAUAACAAAGUUGAAGACAGCUUAGAGCACUUAGAUCAACAUGGUGCUCUAGCUUUUGAGCUGAUGCUUAGUUUGAGUUUGGCUGAUGGGAAAUCCAGUAAGACAAAAGAAAUACUUAAAUUGCUACUGAAGAGUGCUAAUGGCUUGUCUGUUGCCAGUCAGCUUGUUAAUAAAUUGAUCAAAGAAGGUAACAUAUCAAAAGCAGAAUAUCUUUACAAGCUAUUGAUUGAACUAGGCCAUAUCCCAGAGCAUGUUGCAACUGCUUCUAUGAUUAGCUUCUAUGGAAAGCAACAAAAGCUAAAACAGGCACAAAAGGUUUUUGAAAUGGUGGGCAGCUCUCCAAUAAAUGCAAAACCUUUAUAUAAUUCAAUGAUUGAUGCAUAUGCUAAAAGCGGUCAACUAGAAGCUGCAUACUUGUUUUACAAGGAAGCAUUGGAGAAAAAGCAGGAUUUGGGGGCUGUGGCUAUCAGCAUGCUUGUAAAUGCUCUAAGUAAUGGUGGAAAAUAUCGAGAAGCAGAGGAUGUCAUCCAUGGCAGCUUUUGCAACAACUUGGACCUUGAUACAGUGGCAUACAACACCUUCAUCAAGGCCAUGCUAGAAGCAGGUAAAUUGCAUUCUGCAGCCAGCUUAUAUGAGCGCAUGCUUUCUUCGGGAGUCAUUCCAUCAAUUCAGACAUAUAGCAUAAUGAUUAGUGUACAUGGACGGGGCCGAAAUCUGAAUAAAGCUGUAGAGAUGUUCAACGUGGCUCAAACUAUGGGUGUUUCUUUGGAUGAGAAGGCAUAUACCAAUUUGAUAUGCUACUAUGGAAAAUAUGGUAAAGUUCAUGAAGCAUCCCUUCUGUUUAGCAAGAUGCAGGAUGAAGGAAUAAUACCCGGGAAGGUCAGUUACAAUAUUAUGAUGAAUGUGUAUGGUACUGCAGGACUUCAUCGGGAAGCAGAGGAACUCUUCCAAGCCAUGCAGGAAGAUGAUAUCUUACCAGACUCCUUGACCUACCUUGCCCUUGUUCGAGCUUAUGCGGAGGGACUAAAGUACUCAGAGGCAGAGGAAGCCAUUAUUUCGAUGCAGAAAGGAGGGAUUUCCCCUUCCUGUGCUCAUUUUAACCUCUUACUCUCUGCUUUCACAAAAGCUGGAUUGAUUGGGGAAGCUCAAAGGGUCUUUGAGGACCUCUUGAAAUCGGGUUUAAGUCCUGAUCCCGCAUGUUAUAGGACCAUGCUGAGGGGUUAUAUGGACUAUGGGCAGGUAGAAGAUGGUAUAUCCCUCUUUGAAAGCAUACAGGGGUCCAUGGAACCGGACAGGUUUAUCAUGAGUGCAGCCGUGCACUUUUACAAGUCAGCGGGCAAGGAACUGAGGGCUGAAGGAAUUUUAAAUUCCAUGCACAGUUUGGGGAUCCCAUUCCUGAAAAAACUCGAGGUUGGACGGAAGGGAAAAUUAAACUUCCCUAGUGCUGCAAGUAGUAUAGAGAAUGCACCGUUAUAUAAUGGAGUUGAAGAAGGAAUUGGACAAGGAUAUACACAAUAAAGAUGGCAAUGGACCCAUCUGGUGGAGGAUGCGACUGUUUGAAGAAGGGGGUUUUGUUGUUUGAAAGGGGUUGGUGUUGGUUUCUCAGAUGACUUCUGCUCUCAUUGUUGGCUUAUUUUGAAGUUUUAAUGCACUGCAUCUGCAUCUGGUGGGAAUGUAUCAUCUUUUGGUGAUUUGGUUGAGUGGAGAGGCUUUCUCUCUUGGCGAAUGGUGAUGGUUCGUGAAGAUGAUGGCACUGUGGAUGCAUUUGCUAGCACAAGCAGGUUGGCCAGGUAGAUUUUGAGUAGAGGUAUACAUGUGUUAUAUGAUGUAAUUGCUGUUGAAAUAUACCGUUGGCUUGACUACAUAUAACAGACAUGUACAGAUAGAAAUGAUGUUGUAAAUGGCUUAUGAAUUUGUUUGGGUGCAGAAUAGAUUUUUCUUUUUAAGUAAA